Messenger RNA from Talaromyces atroroseus, 1473 nucleotides. RefSeq lists its product as hypothetical. The coding region runs from base 1 to 1473 and encodes 490 amino acids. Lineage: Eukaryota; Fungi; Ascomycota; Eurotiomycetes; Eurotiales; Trichocomaceae. The record is from RefSeq and is a predicted model, not a curated record. The transcript is spliced from 2 exons.
AUGGAAUCCCAGCCCCAAACCCGCUACCUCAUCCGCCAGCCAGUGGCCCUGCAAUGGUUCGACAACGGCAAGCUCGUCAAGCGCAGGGAAGAAGAGCGCCAGGCCGGCCGCUUCGAGCUCUUCCUCGACCUGCUCUACGUCGCCAUCCUGGCCAACUUCGCCGAGAGCCUCGCAGAGGAUGUGACGGGCGUGAAGCUGGCCAAGUACAUUCUGAUUCUUGCGCCGUCAUGGCACGUCUGGUCCGACCUCCGCGAGCUCAUGAACAGCUUCUUCAACGACGAUAUCCUCCAGCGCGUGCUCAUCCUCUGGAUCAUGGCCAUCCUGAUCGUGUACGGCAACAACGCGCCGCUCGUCGACGAAAGCCUCUCCGCCAUGCGCUCCACCGUCGGCGCAUACAUGGCCGCGCGCAUGUCCGCCAACCUCGCGCACCUCUUCUACUCGUUCAGCAGCUACCACCACCGCGCACAGCAGCGGCUCUGGUUCGUCCUGUCCACCCUCGCGCUCUGCAUCUACAUCCCGCUUUACUUCGAGGGCGUCUCGCUGCGCAGUAAGAUCGCCGUCGCCGCCGUCGCAGAAGUCUUCGAGGAGUCGCUCUGGAUGUUCUGCUACUCCCCCAUCGCCAAGCGCCUCCUCCGCGCCCGCUACACCACCGCCGUCGACAUCCCCCAUGAAAUCGACCGUUUUGCCGCAUUCUACAUCAUCGCGCUCGGCGAAUUCCUCUACACCAUUAUCGUGGGCUCCCCGGCCGCCGUGGGCUUCAAUCUGUCCCUCCUCCGCGCCGUGUGGACGCUCAUCAUCGCCUUUUGUCUGAAUUGGAUGUACCUGCACAACGACUGCGCCGUCCACUUCACCCACCCGCUGCGCCAUACCGUGCUCACGGCUUUUGCCUGGGUUACCCUCCACCUCCCGCUCAUCGCCAGCCUGCUGGCCGGCGGCCACGUCUCGGCGGCCAGCGCCGAUGAAGAAGAGUCAUUUACCAUGGGCCAGCGCUGGCUGCUAUGCGCCGGGCUCGGCGUCGGGGUAUUCUGUCUGUACAUCAUGGCGCUCCUGUACUCGUCCAAUGAUGCCGGUUGCACGUUGAUGCUACCCAAGAAAUUCCGUUUAAUCAUGCGACCGGCCGUGGGGCUGAUUUUGGUCCUGUUGCCGCUUGCGAAGAGUCUCAAUCUGACCGAGACACUGUCCGUGAUUAUGGCUUUGGUUGUGUUUUGUCUAAUAUGGGAGAAUGUGACGAGUUUGCAGCGCGGUGCCAAGUUUUGGGAGGCCUGGACGGAUACGCGGUAUCCUGAGGGGGGCAAUAAGGCCCAUAAGUUUGCAAGAGCGACGACGACGACGACGAAUACUACGACCACUACCACGACUGGGGAUGAUUCGGAGAGGCGGCGUUCUUCGGUGGUGUCGAACCCUGAGGCGAAUUAUGUGAAGGAUGCGCCGUCUUUGGAAGCUGGAAACAAUAUAUCCGGCCGAGGUACAUAG